UUCAGCGGUUCAGCGAAAACGAACAUGACCUCUAAUCAUUUCAGCUUCUUUUGGCGUAUAAUAAAGAUGGAAUGACGCUUAUAGUGCCCAAAGAGAACGCAGCCUAUUUUGUGCAGAUUUCAUUUCAGAACGCGAAAAACAUUACUGUCGGUACGUUUCAGAACGCCUGCCCAUAUUGCGUAUGCGUAAAUCUUUGGCAGUUUGAAUAUCGGAACACACCCAUUGAAGGGAGGGAAGGACGCCAUUUCGCAUCAAACGAUGUUUGAAAAUUAUACAAUUAACGAUCACUUGAAAGCUUUGACGUUCUCGACUAAAGUGUGUGUUCAUAGUGUCCGCCAAAUAGAGAUUACAAACAAAAAUCAGUAUCAUCGUAAUAUCAUAUGAAUUUAUGCAGAUACGAUGAAGCAAUCUUCAAUUACCACUAGAGCCAGAGCACAGAAAUUGAAUAAUUUAAAUGAAAGUGUAAACAAGUCGAGGAAGAAAAGUAAGCAGUCACCGAGAGGAAGAAAGUCUACGAAUGCAGAGGAUGAUUUGGAAGCUACUGUUAAACAAAAUUUUAGAAAAAAAUUGCUUAAUGCAAAAGUAACGGUUGGUAAGUCUAAAAAAAGAAAUACAUCUAGCCGAAGACGUGACAAGAUUGAAGAAGCAGAAAAUGAAGCAGCUGUACACAAAGAUGAUAGUAUAAAUUCCAAAUUGAAGAAAAUAUCAAAGGAUAAGCAUGCCGAUAAUGUUCCUAUGGUCCGCAACAGUGAUCGAUGGAUUGAUUCGGGAGAUUUGAGUAAAACGCCUGAAAAGGUGCAAGAGAAAACUAGUAUGCCAAAUAUAAGAGGACUAUCUUCUGGUAUAGUCACUCCUAAAAGCACACCGAUUAAACUUAGUCUUACGCCUCACAGAUCCACAAAAACACCUAAAAAAUCACCAAUUUCUUCAAGCUCCCCAAAGACAUGUUCGGCAUCAGUUUCAAGACUAUUGAAAAUUCCAAGAAAGUUAUCUCUCACACCUGGAGAAAACUUAUCUGACAAUAAUGAUUUUGGCGAUAACAAGUUACGAAAGGCCGGGAAGGAUACAUCUGUAGCCAACAAGAGCUCACCAACAUCAUCAGCAGUAAAAAGCAAACAUAGGGUAUCCAGUGUUAAGCUCAAGGAAAUUGUACAUAGGUUCUCAAAAUCUCCGAAAAUAGUAUUGAGGCGCCUGUCGAAAAAGUCGCCCAAAUUGAAUUUAUUCGCAUCUAGAAAACACUCAUUGAAGAAAUUCACUCUCGCUGGUACUCCCGCUCCCGACGCUUCGCUUGGUCACCGUAGUACAAAAUCAUCAAGUGCGAAAAAAAAUCCUUCGCUCAAAAGUUUAUUAGCGAACAAAUGUCUGAAAUCGAGAUUAGUGAAACUAUUGACGGCUUCGCAGAUGAGAGAUAUACUGGCGGAACCGAUAGUAUUAGUGAAGAAGCUCGAAAAUAAGCUGGAUAUACUUACGGCUAUUGUAGACAACAAUCGGUUAAAUAAUUCAAUCAAUAUAGAAAACAGUGUUAAAAUAUCGCAAGCAACUGCAGAAAAUACACCUGCAUCGUCUACAUUUUCUUUGAAAGGCAGCCCUCGUCGAAGCUCCGCUACAAAUAGAUCUUCCAGUAAUAAAUUAUCACUAGCUACUGAACACAGUCCGCCGACGCAAAGACAGAACAAGUCAUCCACACCUUUAAUGUCGUCUACUCCAAGAGAGGAGCAGACAACGCGGAUAAACUUGACGUCUAACGCGUCUAUACUAUCAAAUGAUGCAUAUCCUAACACCAGAUCGAGAUAUACGGAUCAAUUCGGAGUGCAUACUACAGCAUCGUCUCCUAGCAUAAUGGACAAGAGCAGCGCAGCCAUUGAAGACGUGUCGAAACCUUCUCUAUUGGAUAUCAGUGAUACUAAUGAUCCUUCCAAUUCCGCGAAACGACAAGACACUACUUACAACGUCAAGGAAGCGAAGAUUGAACUAAAAAAGGUCCAAAAUAACAAGAGGGAUAUCACUUAUGAACUGAAAGAUCCGCAGACACCAGGUUUACGACAGAUGAUCAAAAAACGUACAAUGACGGACGCAAAUUUAAGCAUCAAAGGGGACACUAAGAAAUUCUGUAGAGUACGCUUUGCAAAUAUAACACCUGAUGGGAACGGUGCUCACGGUUCAAUUGGUAAAUCAAUUGGUCUGCAGUCAAGCGUUCCACGCAAUGAUACUACACAAAGAAAUAUUAGAAUUAGAAAUUUAACGUACAAAACAUCGAGUAAGGCUCAAAUUCCCAAAUCCAACAAAAAUUCAUUAGUUUCUCAGCUGAAAUUAAGCCCAAAGAUAUGUGGAGUCACACCGAAGGGAAGAUUGCACGCUCUUAACGCUAUGACCAUAAACCUUGGUAAAAUUCAAGCUACCCCAAAAGGACUCGAAUCGGUCGAAAAGAAGUCGGAGAGAAAAUCAUCAAUAAAAAAAGUACCAAAUUUUAGAAGAAUACACGAAAAAAUGUUUGCCAACUCAGAAUCGGUCGUGGAUGCAAAAAAACGUUUGGAAACUAGACAUCUGGAAUUCGCAACGAAAAAUAUAGAUGUGAAGAAAGGUGUGAAACCAUUGCCGCCAAGUAAUACAACCAACGGCACAUACAAUAGAUUCGGAUUCAAGUUAAGGAAGGCGGAAGCUACGCAUGUUAUACUGAAGAAACAAACGGUUUUUUCAAGGCAGAAGCAACAACAUGAAACGCGGACGGUGCUGAAGAGCGUACGGACAAAUCGACGUUUCGAGCUGCAAAUGAAGGCUCGUAAUCUAAGCACGAUAUAAAGCGGCUCUUUCUCCUGAUAAUAUAUAUAAAUUAUAUACGAGCUCUAUUUUCUUGACUCGUGUGAAUCGUGAAGGUACUUUCUUCCUUUUUUGUAUUAAUUUAAAAUCUAUGAAAACUAUUGUAAUCAACAUUUUCAGUUUACUUUACCUCGAAUUUAAGGCCGAAGCCAAGUAUCGAUUGCAUAAAAAAAAUGCCUGUAGCUUACACUCCGUUAUAUCUGCGCUUUCCCAUAUUUUAACUCGAAGAAAUCCAUAUUUGUUCAUCGAACUAUUUUUGGAUUUUUUCGUACUAACGUACUCAGCCCUGUAUUAAACUGGAUUUUGCAAUUGGAUGCUUAAAGAUUUAUAAUAGUUUUAAUUCAGUCUUCGCUUCGUUGACGUCGUAAAUAGCAACAUGAUUUCUCCAAGUUAAAAUACAAAGAAGCGUAAAUAGAACGGAAGAUCCAGUAGUCUAGCGGCACUUUUAUACCAUCGAUUUGAUUAAUAUAGCAUAGCAUCUGAUAAAACUUUAUGUAUUGCGUGCUAUUUCUUUACUUCUGUCUCAAGAAGAAAACCAUAAUUUAAUUUUUCUUUAUACAUAGAAGUAAUUUAUUGUAAUGUUGGCUAGCAAAUAGGAUAGUUCGAUAAGGCUUAAAAAGAUUUAUUCUCACGCGACACACAUUUGUAUAGAUUUAUAUUGCGAAUAAUCCCAAACAGCACACAAUAUAUCUCAUGGACAUUCUGUGGACAUCCUGAUGAGAUCUGUGCUGUCUGAGAAUUAUACUUUUUUUAAGCUUCUUUUCGUUCCUUUCUUAAUAUGGACAAUUCAGAAAAAAAAAAAACCAGGUUUAAUUUGUAAGAUUAUGGUUGGGAUACAUUUGGAAUUAUUGAUGUACUUUGGAAUAAGGGAUUUUACCUAUUAGUUUGUAACUAAUAAUUUUUUUUACGAGCUCCCACGAAAAUAUUGAUUUCUAAAGGCCAAAUUUCACAACCUUCAAUAAAUUUAAUUGAUCGGUCAAGUGUCAACUGUGGAUUGGUCGAUUCUGUUUAACGAUAAAUACAAUUGGUCAAUUCCAAUGGAAAAUUCAAAUGAAAAUACAAUUGGUCAUUUCCAAUGGAAUCAGGCGGAUUAAAUUAACCGGAGUUUGUUGUUGAACCGGCCACAAAUAUCGAAGAGUGGUGUCGAUUAAUCAUUUUAAAAGCAUUGCAACAAGUUCAUAUAGUAGAUAGGUCUCCUUCUCCUCUAUUAAGUAUUAUAUCAAACAAACCCCGUUUUAUAUAAAAAUACGGCAUAAAUAAUCUUGAAGAGAAUAAAUUUGUUUUUCUUUAACCCCUUCCCGUACUUUAGCGAGUCAGACUCGCGAUGAAGAUUUUUGCCCAAACAUGAAUAUCGCGAGUCUGACUCGCGAACAGUUACUUGGGCCAAACAUAAACUUCGCGAGUCUGACUCGCGAAGAGAUACUUGGGCCAAACAUAAAUAUCGCGAGUCAGACUCGCGAACACAUACUUGGGCCAAACGUAAACAUAACCAAGCCG
Dinoponera quadriceps is the source of this 4314-nucleotide messenger RNA. RefSeq names its product probable serine/threonine-protein kinase nek3. The record is from RefSeq and is a predicted model, not a curated record. The transcript has 5 exons. Lineage: Eukaryota; Metazoa; Arthropoda; Insecta; Hymenoptera; Formicidae. The coding region runs from base 400 to 2799 and encodes 799 amino acids.